AUGUCGAGAUACAGUCAAAGAGAAUCAGAGAAUGAUGACCAGUUCAAUCUUUUGGCCAACAAACUAUCAACUCUUCGCUCCAUCACGGAAGAUAUCAAUAAUCAUGCAAGUCACACCGAUGUGAUGGAUAGCCUUUCUAAUAAUUUUGAUUCCAUGUUGAAGAGUGUCAAGAAUAGCGGAAUGCGUUUAACAAGAAGUAUGAAUAUGGGUACCGGUGUCUGGAGAACGGUAGGGAUUGUGUUGGUGCUAUUUUUCAUAAUAUGGACUUUGCUCAAGUUGCUAUAA
Messenger RNA from Saccharomycopsis crataegensis, 285 nucleotides. RefSeq names its product Sft1p (gene SFT1). Bases 1 to 285 code for a protein of 94 amino acids. The transcript has 2 exons. The record is from RefSeq and is a predicted model, not a curated record. NCBI's taxonomy places the organism in Eukaryota, Fungi, Ascomycota, Saccharomycetes, Ascoideales, Saccharomycopsidaceae.